GAGCGAGAGACAGAAAGAGAGAGAGAGAGUGUGUGUGUGUGUGUGUGACAGAAAGAGAGAGAAAGAAAGAGGAGGACGUGAGGCAUCUACAUCAGCAUGGCUUCAGUAUUCUUCCUGCUGCUCGCGGCUGCUGCCUCCGUGGCACACGGGACAGACACCCCGGUGUCAGCACUAGCAUCACCAGCGAUGGUCAACUGCACACAGGUGGUCAACUAUCCUGCCGGAUUCUCACCACAAGCGCCACUAGGGUGCACUGAACUCAAGCAGCAGAUCGCAGAAGAGGUGGCACAGCAGCUGGAAUCGCUGGCCAACGCAUCGGCAAAAAUCGGAAGGUGUGGAACUACAUGCGGACCAAUCAGACAUUCCUUUAGAAAUUGCCAGGAGAUCAAGAAGGCUGGCUUCACGGAGAAUGGUCUGUACUACCUCGACCUUGACGGACCAGGACAUGGGAGGCCUCCGUUCGAAGUCAACUGCGACCUAGCAACAGGAACGACGGCGUUCACGCACGACUCCUCCAGAGACGUGGUGGUGAAAGGGAAGGAAUCGCCCGGCUCCUACGUGUACAACGUCAGCUACGAGGUGCCCAUGCACGACAUACGAGCGGUCAUGGCCACUGCACACAAGUGCGAGCAGUGGAUCCAGUAUAAAUGUUACUCGGCGGUCCUCAUGAAGUCGUCCAGCACGCGGUAUGGAUGGUGGGCAUCGUGGGACGGGAGGCCGCAGCACUACUGGGGCGGGGCCCACCCCGGCUCCGACCAGUGCGCGUGCGGCGCCGCCGGCAACUGCGCCAAUAACGCAACGACAUGUAACUGCGACAACAACGAUGCCGUGUGGCGGGUGGACAAUGGGAUGCUCAGGGACAUCGCCGCACUACCUGUGAGCGCCAUCGUCCUAGGCGACACGGGUGAUAAGGCCGAGAUAGGAUACCACUACCUGAGCAAACUAACGUGCUGGCACAGAUAGAAGCACGCAGCAUGUAACUGCUCUCUGCCCUCCUCUCCCCUGUCACUCCGACUCGCUCUUGCUCUCUUUCUCUCUCUCUCUUC
This is a messenger RNA of Priapulus caudatus, 1046 nucleotides long. Its product is annotated as neurexin-4-like. The coding region runs from base 97 to 963 and encodes 288 amino acids. The record is from RefSeq and is a predicted model, not a curated record. The transcript has 5 exons. Lineage: Eukaryota; Metazoa; Priapulida; Priapulimorpha; Priapulimorphida; Priapulidae.